AUGGAGUACCUCGGCCCAGGACAGGUGCAGGACCCGUACAGACCUUCCAUCUUCGAAUUGGCAGCCCAAGAUCAACUGCGAGAUCUCCUCAGCCCCGUCGUCCGAUAUGUCCUGUCGGUCUUUGCGCAACGAAACCCUCGCUACCUUCUCCGCAUCGUCAACCACCACGACUCGCUCUUCGCACUGUGCAUGUAUUUCGUCGAGCGGCAUUACCUCGUCACGCACGGCGGAUCUUUCGCCGAAACGUUCUACGGCUUGAAGCGGAGAAAGGUGCUGGGCAGUGGGCGAGGUGGCCCGGGAGAAGAGAAGACCAAGGCGGCGUUUGAGCUGACGGGGAAGAGCGAUAGACUGGGCCGGAAGGAGGUCGCGGGUAGUCUGGCUUUCCUGGUCCUCAUGCCUUACCUGAAGACGAAGGCGACCGACCUGUACGAGCGACUUGGCGGCGGCGUCGACGCCGACCUUUUCUCCUCACCUUCCGCCCCGAUCUCCUCCCCUCUCGCCCUCCUCCGCAACGCCUCGCUCAAGCCUUCCCUCUUCACCCGCCUCAAACUCUCCUCGCAAGCCCUCUUCAAACUCUCGUAUCCCUACGUCAACCUUCUGUGGGAGCUUUACCUCCUCGUCUAUAAUCUGCGGUACCUGUUCGGAAAGAGCCCGUACUGGAGGCCGUGGUUCCGCUUGCUGGGUAUCGAGGUGCGACGGAUGGGCCAGGAGGACUACGAACGCCUCAACUCGAUCCAGACGCCGUUGCAGAAACUCUUCGCGGCUCCUCACGGCGCACCGCCUACGACUCGCCCGUCCAUCCGCCUCAUCCUCUCUCGCCUGAUCCGCCUCUCCCCCUCUCUCGCGCUCGACUCGCUCCGCCUCCUCCUCCCUCUCUCGAUCUUCGGUUUCCGCCUUCUCGAAUGGUGGUACUCGCCGACAGGCGGCGCAGGACGACUCGGUCGAGGCAGCAAGAAAGGUUCUCAACCCGCCCUUCGCGCUCCGCCUCCUCCUCCCUCGUCCGCGUCCGCCGACUCUGACGAGCGAGGGAAGUGCGUCGUGCACGGUGGACCGGUCGAGAACCCUACUGCGCUGCCGAGUGGAUGGAUCGGGUGUUACAAGUGUUUGAGGGGGCUCGAGGAGGAGGUCGAGGAUCCGGCCGCGGGAGGGGCGAAGAGGGGAACGGGCAGGUUGAGGGACCCGAAGACGGGCGAGUGGGUCGACGUCGGGAGGUUGAGAAGGAUCAUGGGCUGA
Molecule: messenger RNA, 1233 nt
Organism: Rhodotorula toruloides NP11
Lineage: Eukaryota; Fungi; Basidiomycota; Microbotryomycetes; Sporidiobolales; Sporidiobolaceae
Product: peroxisomal biogenesis factor 12
Exons: 5
Coding region: 1-1233 (410 amino acids)
Biological process (GO): protein monoubiquitination; protein import into peroxisome matrix
Cellular component (GO): peroxisomal membrane; peroxisomal importomer complex
Molecular function (GO): ubiquitin-protein transferase activity; protein binding; zinc ion binding
Source: RefSeq, a predicted model, not a curated record